Molecule: messenger RNA, 1796 nt
Organism: Anneissia japonica
Lineage: Eukaryota; Metazoa; Echinodermata; Crinoidea; Comatulida; Comatulidae
Product: UPF0183 protein C16orf70 homolog
Exons: 12
Coding region: 167-1441 (424 amino acids)
Biological process (GO): Golgi to plasma membrane protein transport
Cellular component (GO): synaptic vesicle membrane; trans-Golgi network; dendrite
Source: RefSeq, a predicted model, not a curated record
AUUCAUAAACAUCAAAAUUGGCAGUUUUCGUUUGCGCGGUGAAAUAGUUUGUUGACGGACGAUUACGGACUAAAAUCGUAUGUUAUGCUACACAUGAAGAAGCUAUAUUAUUAUAGACGUAUGUAAUACCCAUUAGCCUUAGGGUAUUUCAUAUAUUCAACGAAUCAUGCUAGAUUUAGAAGUUGGACCAGGGAGAUCCCUUGGAAGCGAACAAUGGGAGUUCACUCUUGGGAUGCCUUUGAUGCAGGCAAUUACAAUUCUUCGACGACAAUGCCGUAUAGUCAAAGAAGUUCAAGUGUUGUAUUGUGAGCAGGAGCCCCUGUCACUUGAUCUGGUGCUGAAUUUAACUCAGGAUGGAAUUAAGUUGAGAUUUGAUGCUAAGUUGCAACGGUUAAAAGUUAUUGAGGUGUAUGAUCUUUCAAAAGUCAAACUGAAAUACUGUGGCAAUCAUUUCAGUAGCUCAAGCGUACAACCCACAAUUGAGAAAGUAUAUGGAACAUUUGGUGCUACACACCCAGGCAUCUAUGACCCUACCCACAGCCUUUUCACCAUCAAUUUCAGGGGGCUGUCAUUUCAUUUUCCAGUCCCACAACAUAUAAAGUUUGAGACAUCUGCCAUUCAUGGUUUAAGUUCCUUACCUAUUCCUAAAAAUGGUUCAGUCCAUGUUUCUAGAAUUUUUAUCUUCAGCGGAAGUACUUGGAAUGAAGCCAGACCUCCACCCCUGCCAGCCUGCUCUUUCUAUGGGAACACCUUUUGUGAAAAUGUAACUGCUGUUGUGGAGAAUGGACUUACAGUUGGCCUGGAGUUACAACUACUUGUUGAAGCCUCAGGUUUUGGUAAGGGUAUGGAUUCUCGUAAACACGACAUCAGCAGAGUCGUUUGCUUUGGUGAGUCAUGCCAAGACGUGAUGACUGCCCUCGGAUGUCCAAGCAAGAUAUUCUACAAGUCUGAAGAUAAGAUGAGAAUACACUCCCGUUCAUUCCAACGUGACCAGCAACGCAGCUCUGACUACUUCUUUAAUUAUUUUACUCUUGGUCUGGAUAUUCUCUUCGAUGCUAUUACCCAUCGUGCCAAAAAGUUCAUAUUACACAGUAAUUAUCCUGGACACUACCAUUUCAACAUAUACUGCCGAUGUGAUUUCAAGAUACCAAUCCCAACGCCAAAAGGUUGCAAUAAAGGCGAGAGCAACAGACUUGCAGAACCUGAUGUACCAUUUAUUACACCAUUCACUAAAUGGAAUGAAAUCCAAGGUUAUCUAAUACCUCUCCAGAAACCGGUUGUCCUCAACAGAGCAUCGACCAUUAACACCACUAACCCGUUUGGAUCGACAUUCUGUUAUGGUGUGGAAAAUAUGAUAGUGGAGGUGAUGUCCAACAACCACAUUGCAUCUGUUACCAUUUACACCCCUCGACCAGCAAAUUCGAACCCUGACCUGUCAUGACCUCGCAAUAAAAUUCUUGCCAUUGAAAAAUCAACCUUUCAGAAGACAGCUACUGAGAUAAUGAAAAAUAUUUUUUCCCCAAAAUCAUCUUUUAUGAAAGGCCAGUGAAAAAAAAAUUUUAAUGAUAGUUAUUAGUAUCAGUGUUAUUGUAAACACUAGCUAUGAUAUAAAGAAAAGAAGCAUAUAGAAACAUCCUCAAUUCAUAUUAGUGUAUGACUUUCUGAAGGCUGAUCCAUAAAAUAUCUACAGUGUUUACACUGCAAUCGUUGACUUGCAUAGCUGGCCCAGACGCAAUUGGAAAUGAUUCUCAGUUUGAGUCACAGUCAACAGUAGCCUAUAGCGAUUUUAUGGAAAC